Colletotrichum chrysophilum is the source of this 924-nucleotide messenger RNA. RefSeq lists its product as uncharacterized. The transcript has 2 exons. The record is from RefSeq and is a predicted model, not a curated record. Bases 1 to 924 code for a protein of 307 amino acids. NCBI's taxonomy places the organism in Eukaryota, Fungi, Ascomycota, Sordariomycetes, Glomerellales, Glomerellaceae.
AUGCUCCCUCCGACUUGGAAUGCGACGUGUGUCCUUUCCGAAUUUGUGAAAGAGAACAAUCUGGAAGAGUUUUCGCGGCCGAUUCGAGAGACCGAGUACUUCGCCGCCCUCAGGCACGACCCGGUGUUUUGGAAGCCAGCGCCUGACGCCGGAAAGCUCAAGAAACCCGAAGUCAGAGAACGUAUCAGCACGUUCAAAUCGUCACGCCUUCCAGGAUUUCCGUCCCUGCCGCCAAAGCCGCCGACCCCGGAGAAUCGAGACCAUCGACAUCUGAACGACCGCAAGCGCGCCUGGGAUGACUCCCCGUAUAAACAGUCCCGUGGAGGAGGUACGCAUGACAGUGACUCUCAGCAGAGCCGCUACAAGAGGCAGAAGGGCGAGGGACAGGGAGCAUACGAGAAUGCGUCGCCUCACAACCGACGAGGACGGGAAGACAGCAGAACAAUCGACCGGUACCGAAGCCAAAGAUCAGAGCGUACGGAGCAUGAAUCCAGCGAUACCCAUCUCAAUUCUGUGGACAGCAGAGAGGCUGGGUCUGCCGUGCGCGAAAGAGAAGGGUACGUUGCCCGCCAGGAUUCGGGCUACUACAGCUCUCGCCAAGUGCGUGGGCGACAAGAGUCCUCCAACGGCUUCCAUGACCGGAGGCCGACAACUCCAACAUUUCCUGGGACACCCGACAGCCGUCCACCCAGCAGGCAAGGAUCUCACCAUUCGUGGCGCCGGGGAUCUCAUAGCAGUCACGCCGACUCGCGCCCGGCAUCCAGACAAUCCAUGGCUUCGGGCGCCUCUCCUGGCGGCGAAGAUUCAGACUUGGAUGACCUUGAGGCCGAACUCUUGGGAAUCUCGACGAAGACGAAGGGCGGAAAGGAAGGCAAACAAGGUGAUGGUGGUGCGUACGUCAAGUUCAAAAUCUACUUUACGUAA